CUCCUUUCCUUCUGCUGUCUUCUGCCAGAUGUAAUUAUCAAGGACAUGCAAAGCAGCAACCAGACCUCUGUGUCUCACUUCAUUCUGGUGGGCCUGCACCACCCACCUCAGCUUGGGGUGCCACUCUUCCUAGCAUUUCUUGUCAUCUAUCUCCUCACUGUCUCUGGCAAUGGGCUCAUCAUCCUCACCGUCUUGGUGGACAUCCGGCUCCACCGGCCCAUGUACUGGUUCCUAUGUCACCUCUCCUUCUUAGACCUGACCAUCUCCUCUGCUAUUGUUCCAAAGAUGCUAUCUGGCUUUCUCUUAGAUAGUAGAAUUAUCUCCUUUGGGGGCUGUGUGAUUCAGCUGUUUUCUUUCCAUUUCCUGGGCUGCACUGAAUGCUUUCUUUACACGCUCAUGGCUUAUGACAGAUUCUUGGCCAUCUGUAAGCCUUUGCACUAUGCGACCAUCAUGACUCGCAGCGUCUGUAAUUACCUCGCUCUGGGCACCUGGAUUGGAGGGACCAUCCACUCACUUUUCCAAACGAGUUUCAUAUUCAGGCUGCCUUUCUGUGGCCCAAACCGAGUUGACUACUUCUUCUGUGACAUCCCUGCCGUUCUCCGUCUGGUCUGUGCAGACACCACCAUCAAUGAGUUGGUCACCUUUGUAGACAUUGGCUUCCUGGCCCUCACCUGCUUUAUACUCAUCCUCACUUCCUACGGCUACAUCGUAGCUGCCAUUCUGCGAAUCCGGUCUGCAGAUGGACGCCGCAAUGCCUUCUCUACCUGUGCUGCCCACCUCACCGUGGUCAUCGUUUACUACGUGCCCUGUACCUUCAUUUACCUACGGCCUGGCUCACAGGAACCUCUGGAUGGGGUGGUAGCUGUCUUCUACACAGUCAUUACACCCUUGCUUAACCCCAUCAUCUACACACUACGAAACAAAGAGAUGAAGGCAGCUUUGCGGAGGCUGGGAGGCCUCAGGGAGGUACAGCCUUGCUGACUUCACCCAGCACAGGU
Messenger RNA from Mastomys coucha (southern multimammate mouse), 998 nucleotides. Its product is annotated as olfactory receptor 10G6. The record is from RefSeq and is a predicted model, not a curated record. Gene Ontology annotation, biological process: G protein-coupled receptor signaling pathway. NCBI's taxonomy places the organism in Eukaryota, Metazoa, Chordata, Mammalia, Rodentia, Muridae. The transcript has a single exon. Gene Ontology annotation, molecular function: olfactory receptor activity; G protein-coupled receptor activity. Gene Ontology annotation, cellular component: membrane. The coding region runs from base 46 to 981 and encodes 311 amino acids.